Chlamydomonas reinhardtii is the source of this 2364-nucleotide messenger RNA. RefSeq lists its product as uncharacterized. Lineage: Eukaryota; Viridiplantae; Chlorophyta; Chlorophyceae; Chlamydomonadales; Chlamydomonadaceae. The transcript is spliced from 9 exons. Bases 236 to 2188 code for a protein of 650 amino acids. The record is from RefSeq and is a predicted model, not a curated record.
CACCAGCGACUUGGCUGCAGCACUUCAGCGGCGGAACAGCAGCUGGACAGUUGACCCAGCAGCUAUUGCGCAGCACUGCGAGUAUGCUGGGUCGCGCUUCAACGCGAGCUAUGCCGGCGCACCAGCGUGUGCUCGCUACCUCGCGUCGGAAGCAUUCUACGUCCCCAGCUCGCAGCGGCCCCCCUCGGGCCGACUGCUGUUCCACAUGUUUUGGAGCGGCCCCUUCACAGAGGCGAUGCUGCUCUCCGUUCGCUCCUUCCUGUUCACGCAAGUGGCGCCAGUGGCAGCGGCCACACCUGCGCCGGGGCCAGCGUCUGCGGCCGCAACAGAAGGCGGCGAAAGCGCGGGGCCUGCUGGGGAACACAGCCGCCGCCGGAGGCUGCACAGCAGUAAACUAGGAGAGCAGCAGAAGCAGAAGCAAUGGCGGCGGCGGCAGCAGCAAGCGGGCCCUCAGCCGCCACCCGCGCCGCCGGAGCCCGCAGAGCUCUGGGUGUGGCUGGACCCCCAGUCGCAGCUGGCGGCGGACGGCAGUAGCAGCGGCAGUGGCAGUAGCAGUGGCAGCAGCAGUAGCAGUAGCAGUAGCAGGUACGGCGGCAGCGGCAGUAGCAGUAGUAGGUAUGGCAGCAGCAGCGGCAGUAGCAGGGCACUGUACAGUGCCGAGGAUCUGGAUCCAGAUAUGGACUUGCCCUUCCAACUGGUCAAUGGGAGGUCGGGGCGCGGGCGGCUGCCCAGGGCUCUCAACUGCUCCUGCGUCCGCUUCAAGCUGUACGAUCUACCGCUGCUGCUGUCCCAGCUCCCCCCCGACCUCCUGCCGCCCUCCCUGCACGCCGCCGCGGCCGCCGCCGGAGAGCCCAUGCACAGCGUGCUGUGGCGCCUCCUCGCCCGCGCCCGCGACCGCGCGCGCCGCCAGCAGCAGGCGGCUGGUGGCGGCGGCGGCGCCGCCGCCGCCGCCGGCGGGAGCAUCAGCGGCGGCGGGCGCGGCGGCAGUGAUGCGGCGCGCUUCCUGCUGUUGUACUUGUACGGGGGCGUCUACAUGGAUGCCGAUGUGCUGUUGCUUCGCGACCUGCGGCCGCUGCGGCUCGCCGACUGGUCCUACCGCUGGUCGGCCCAGCCACACUGCAACACGGCGCUCAUGCACGGCCGCCGCGGGAGUGCCGUGCUGGGGGGCGUGCUGCGGGCGGCGGCGGGCAGGGCGUUCGCAGCCAAGCCGCCUGGCGGGGGAGGCAGGGGUGAGGGUGGGGUUGGAGGUGGAGUUGGAGAUGGGGUUGGAGGUGGGGGAGGAGAGGAGCGCGGGGAGGGGGGAAGGGGCGGAGGCAAGGAGACGGGGGAGGAGGAAGAGGAGGAAGAGGAGGAAGAGGAGGGGGAGGAGGGUCUUGCAGCUCCGCAGCAGGAGCGGGAGCAGCCGCACGGAGGGCGGCUUCAGGGGCAGGAGCAGGGGCAGGAGCAGGGGCAGUCUGGACACACGCAGAGGCGGAGGCGGAGGCGCAGAAGGGAGCUGCUGGGAGUCGGCGGUGGCGAGGCGGAUGAUGGAGCUGCCGGUGCUGCUGCUGCUGCAGUGGAGGCGGCGGCGGUGGCGGGGCCGGGGGUGCGUCCGCUGCACCACCUCAGUCGGGGCUGGGCGGCGGCCUUCCAUCCGCGCCGCGUGUGCCCCCAGCCCGACGCCACCACUCGCUUUGGAGACGACACGCUGAUGGUCUUCCCGGCACAGCUGUUCGACGUGUCGUGGCUGCGCCACGACGGCUUCGCCCCCGGCGGCUGGGAGGGGCUGCCCGUGUAUGAGUCCUUCUUCCGGGCGCCGUCAAACUCAACGUCCGCGGGCACCAGCACCGGCGGCGCGCCGACUGGGCGGCGGCGCAGGCGGCAGCAGCGGCAGGAGCAGGAGCAGCGGCGCCGUGAGGAGGGUGGCGGCGGCGCCGCGGCCACCGCCGCCGCCGCGGCGGGCUCGGGGCAGUACCCGGGCCCGAACGCGACCGUGCAGGAGUUUGGGUUAGGCGGCUUGCUGGCCUUCCAUUGGCAUAACCAGUGGCACGCGCGGCCGCAGCCCGGCUCCUGGGCCGCGCUGUUCGACUCCGCCAUGAGCGCGUUUGAGCGGGGCAACGGGACCAGCAUGUACGGCGAGCGGUACGGCGACGCGGCGGCGGCGUGUACGGCAGCGCGGACGGCGGCGGGGGGCCGGUGGCGGCCGUAGCUCGUGUGGAUGCAAUGGAAUGGAGCCAGGAGUAAGCGUUCGUGUCUCAGACGGUGCGCUCAGGCGCAUGCAGAAGCAUGCAGGAAGGGAGCGUCGACAGGACUCGCAUGCGAUGGGAAGAUGGGGCUAUGUGCUGGAGAGGCGGAGAGCCAAUCGUCUGUUGCUUUCCCAUAGUC